Messenger RNA from Emys orbicularis (European pond turtle), 2468 nucleotides. It is a transcript of the gene BMAL1, whose product is annotated as basic helix-loop-helix ARNT like 1. Bases 73 to 1974 code for a protein of 633 amino acids. The transcript is spliced from 18 exons. Gene Ontology annotation, biological process: regulation of transcription by RNA polymerase II; circadian rhythm. The record is from RefSeq and is a predicted model, not a curated record. Gene Ontology annotation, cellular component: aryl hydrocarbon receptor complex; nucleus; cytoplasm. Gene Ontology annotation, molecular function: RNA polymerase II cis-regulatory region sequence-specific DNA binding; DNA-binding transcription factor activity, RNA polymerase II-specific; protein dimerization activity. Lineage: Eukaryota; Metazoa; Chordata; Testudines; Emydidae.
UGCCUGCGUUGCCCAUAGCCCUCACCGCGCCGCCGAGGGGCACCGACCCCCUCCCCCCUAUACGACGAUCCAAUGGCUGACCAAAGGAUGGACAUUUCCUCUACAAUUAGUGAUUUUAUGUCACCAGGACCCACCGACCUAAUCUCUAGUUCCCUUAGCACUUCAGGAAUGGAUUGCAAUAGGAAAAGGAAAGGAAGUUCUACUGAUUAUCAACUUGAUGGAUUUUCUUUUGAAGAAGGUAUGGAUACAGAUAAAGAUGACCAACAUGGAAGGUUGGAAUAUACGGACCAACAAGGCAGAAUAAAAAAUGCAAGAGAGGCUCAUAGCCAGAUUGAAAAAAGACGUCGAGAUAAAAUGAACAGUUUUAUUGAUGAAUUAGCAUCUUUGGUACCAACGUGCAAUGCUAUGUCCCGAAAGCUAGAUAAACUUACUGUACUGAGAAUGGCUGUUCAGCAUAUGAAAACAUUACGAGGUGCCACAAACCCAUAUACAGAAGCAAACUACAAACCUGCUUUUCUGUCAGAUGAUGAAUUAAAACAUCUUAUUCUCAGGGCAGCAGAUGGAUUUCUCUUUGUUGUGGGCUGUGACAGAGGGAAGAUAUUGUUUGUUUCAGAAUCUGUCUUCAAGAUCCUCAACUACAGUCAGAAUGAUCUGAUUGGUCAGAGUUUGUUUGACUACCUUCAUCCUAAGGAUAUUGCGAAAGUUAAGGAGCAGCUCUCUUCUUCUGAUACUGCACCACGAGAAAGGCUCAUAGAUGCAAAAACUGGACUUCCAGUUAAAACAGAUAUAACACCUGGGCCAUCGCGACUUUGUUCUGGAGCAAGACGUUCCUUCUUUUGUAGGAUGAAAUGCAACAGACCUUCAGUGAAAGUAGAAGACAAGGAUUUUCCUUCCACCUGCUCAAAGAAGAAAGCAGACCGCAAAAGCUUUUGCACGAUUCAUAGCACAGGAUAUUUAAAAAGCUGGCCGCCAACAAAAAUGGGACUAGAUGAAGACAAUGAGCCAGAUAAUGAAGGCUGUAACUUAAGCUGUCUUGUUGCAAUUGGACGGUUACAUCCUCAUGUAGUUCCUCAACCAGUCAAUGGCGAGAUCCGGGUUAAACCUACAGAAUAUGUCUCUCGACAUGCAAUAGAUGGGAAGUUUGUUUUUGUAGAUCAGAGGGCAACAGCCAUUCUGGCAUACUUACCACAGGAACUUCUAGGCACUUCAUGUUAUGAAUAUUUUCAUCAAGAUGAUAUAGGACAUCUUGCAGAAUGUCACAGACAAGUUUUACAGACAAGAGAAAAAAUUACAACUAAUUGUUACAAGUUUAAAAUAAAAGAUGGCUCUUUUAUUACCUUGAGGAGUCGCUGGUUCAGUUUCAUGAACCCUUGGACCAAAGAAGUAGAAUACAUCGUCUCAACAAAUACAGUUGUUUCCACCAGUGUACUUGAUGGUGGAGAUGCAGCCUUUCCGCAGCUUGCAGCUUCUCCGCACAGCAUGGACAGUGUACUUCAGGCUGGAGAAGGUGGCACAAAAAGGACCCAUCCUACAGUUCCUGGUAUUCCAGGUGGAACAAGAGCUGGGGCAGGUAAAAUAGGUAGAAUGAUUGCUGAGGAAAUCAUGGAGAUUCAUAGGAUAAGAGGGUCAUCACCUUCCAGCUGUGGUUCCAGUCCAUUGAACAUUACCAGCACACCACCCCCUGAUACGUCUUCUCCAGGAGGCAAAAAGAUUUUGAAUGGUGGAACUCCAGACAUUCCCUCUGCUGGUUUACUAUCUGGGCAGAUCCAGGAUAAUUCUGGCUAUCCAUAUUCCGACAACUCCUCCAUUCUUGGGGAGAACUCUCACAUAGGCAUAGAUAUGAUAGACAACGACCAAGGAUCAAGCAGCCCCAGCAACGACGAAGCUGCAAUGGCAGUUAUAAUGAGCCUUUUGGAAGCAGACGCAGGCCUCGGAGGCCCUGUGGAUUUUAGCGACUUACCGUGGCCCUUGUAAAUGCUACAUAUUAAUUCAGCAUCUGAAUAUCAAAGUGCAUUAUUGGUGGAGUUCUACAGUCUGUGAAGCUUGGAUUAUGAGAAUAGCUUUUAUGUAUGAAUUUCAUAAAAGCCAUAUCAGAACACACAACUCAUCCUACCAUGUGUCAUUUCAGACAAAGUGGAGAUAAUACAUGCUACAGUGUUCUUGCAUUAUGGAUUUGGUUAGCUGUGGAUAGCUUGCAUUAAUUGUAUAUUUUGGGAUUCUGUUCUUUUUGAAUUUUUUUUAAUCACUGUGCAACUCAGCACUGUUAUCAUUGGUAGCUUUUAUAUGCAAACGGUCAUUUCAGAUGUAUGAUGUGUUUUUACACUACAAAAAGGUCCCCCAUGUGGAUAUUUCUUAUACUAAUUGUAUCAUAAAACUGUUUAUUCUUUCUUGUCAGAAUCCUUUACUAUAAAUAUUGUUAAAGUGUAAUGUAUUAGACAGUUAAAUAUUUUUAAAAUAAAUAUGUUUCC